Messenger RNA from Alosa sapidissima (American shad), 3677 nucleotides. Its product is annotated as cytochrome P450 1A1. NCBI's taxonomy places the organism in Eukaryota, Metazoa, Chordata, Actinopteri, Clupeiformes, Clupeidae. The transcript is spliced from 7 exons. Gene Ontology annotation, molecular function: oxidoreductase activity, acting on paired donors, with incorporation or reduction of molecular oxygen, reduced flavin or flavoprotein as one donor, and incorporation of one atom of oxygen; iron ion binding; heme binding. Gene Ontology annotation, biological process: hormone biosynthetic process; progesterone metabolic process. Bases 335 to 1882 code for a protein of 515 amino acids. The record is from RefSeq and is a predicted model, not a curated record.
ACUCGCUACGUAGCCCAUCGCUGGUUGUCAACAACAGACUUCACCUUGAAAUAAAUGGUACAAUAACCUCUGUCGCUUCAUUUGACCCUGUAAGUCUCUGUGGUGUCGCAAACAGACAGAGAGAGAGAGGGAGUGGAAAGGGUCGUAUGCUCGAAGCGGGAUUUGCUCUUAGGAAAUGUUUGGUUUUGUUGGACAGAUUCCUAAACGCUUGCGUUGGUGGUUGUGAUGCCCCGCGGCACCGAGAGAGCUUUGCAGGGGGUCGCAGCGCGCUCUUUCGGCAAGUCUUUCAGCAAGUAGGCUACAGAAUCUGGCUCGCGGUUAGGAAGAAUUGAGGAUGCUGCUGCUGGACAGCUCCUUUGUGUGUAGCCUUGGCGUCACCGUCGCCCUCUGCACCCUCACACUCCUCCUGGUGGCCCUGCGGGGCUGUCAGAGGGCUGGCUGUGUCCAGUCUGGCGCCACCCUGCCCCCUGGCCCCAGACCCUGGCCCCUGGUGGGCAACCUGCUCCAAAUGGGCGAGCAGAUGCACCUCUCGCUGACCAGCCUGCGCGCGCAGUAUGGCGAUGUGUUCCAGCUGCAGAUGGGCUCCCUGGUGGUGGUGGUGCUCAGCGGCUACUCGACCAUCCGCCAGGCCCUGGUGCGGCAGGGCGAGGCCUUCGCUGGCCGGCCCGAUCUCUUCAGCUUCUCCGCCGUGGCCAACGGCACCAGCAUGACCUUCAGCGAGAAGUACGGCGAGGCCUGGACACUUCACAAGAAGAUCUGUAAGAACGCCCUGCGCAACUUCUCCCAGGCCGAGACCCUGGACUCAGGUGCCAGCUGCCUGUUGGAGGAACGUAUCUGCGCGGAGGCUGGGGGGCUGGUGGAGGCCCUGCAGGAGAGCCAGGCGAAGUGUGGGGGCAGUCUGGACCCUGUGGUGCCCCUGGUCACCUCUGUGGCCAAUGUAGUGUGUGCCCUGUGCUUUGGGAAGAGAUACGACUAUAAUGACAAGGAGUUUCUCACCAUCGUGCACAUCAACAACGAGGUGCUGCGCAUCUUCGCCGCGGGCAACCUGGCGGACUUUUUCCCCGUCUUCCGCUACCUGCCCAGCCCCUCCCUGAGGAAGAUGGUCCAGCACAUUCACAGGAUGAACAGCUUCAUGGAGGAGAACAUUAAAGAACACCUGAGAACCUUCGACAAGAACUGCAUUCGUGACAUCACGGAUGCCCUGAUUGCCUUCUGUGAGGACAGACACGAGGACAGGGAAGGACAGGUGCUCACCGACUCUCAGAUCGUGCACACCGUCAUCGACAUCUUUGGGGCUGGGUUUGACACCAUCAUAGCAGGUCUGCAGUGGAGCAUCUUGUAUCUUGUAAAAUUCCCAGACAUCCAGGACAAAAUUUAUGGAGAGAUUGAUGACCAAGUGGGUUCCAACCGACUGCCUCGAUUUGAGGAUAAACCGAAAAUGACAUACACGGAGGCAUUCAUAUUUGAGGUGUUCCGCCAUGCCUCCUACGUUCCCUUUACUAUACCACACUGCACCACUGAAAAUAUCAUUCUUAAUGGAUACUUUAUCCCCAAAGACACCUGUGUGUUUAUCAAUCAGUAUCAAGUCAAUCAUGACAGUGAAAUCUGGGGUGAUCCAGAGGCCUUCCGGCCAGAAAGGUUCCUCAAUCAGAAGAGGAAACUGAACAAGGAUCUCACAGAGAAGGUGAUGAUCUUUGGGAUGGGGAAGCGACGUUGUCUGGGCGACGGAUUUGCCCGCUUGGAGAUGUUUGUGUUCUUGACGACGCUGCUCCACCGGUUGCAUGUGGAGAGUGUACCCGGCCAGACGCUGGACCUCAACGCAGAUUUCGGCUUGACCAUGAAGCCCAAACCGUACCGGAUCAGGGUGACCCCCCGGAGCUAGAAGGAGGCAUAACUAAACCAAUGCGUUCAUACAUCCUAUACCCUCUGUUCACUCUAUUGCAUUAUGUGUCAAAGAAUCAUGGUCAUGUUUCAGGUUCAUACAUAUGGAGUGUUACAGAUGGGUUAUCAUACACUCUCUGUUUACUUCACUGCAGAGGCGGACAUCCCGGGUUCAGAAAGUAAGUCCUGCCAAGUAUUUGAUCCAACCAUUUAGUAAACCAGCUCAUCCUAUUUAGCAGCCAGGUAGACCAGAAGAUAUCACAUGUGUUAACCCUUAAAGGAGUACCGUCAAAUGAACGUUCUAAAGAAUAUCUGGGUUCAUUGAAUUCAACAUAGAAUUUUAGAACCUUCAAUUGUUGCGGAACUUAGAAUGUUCAAAAACCUACACCUUGUGCACUGGUAGAGAGAUAUGGCAGAACUUUUACUUUCUGGAACCGGGAUGUCCGCCUCUGCUCCACUGCUUGUGUCAAAGAAUAGUUGGGACAUAUCAGGGUCACACGUACACAUCAUGGCAACAUCACACGCUUCCAACAACAACACACACACACACACACACACACACACACAUCAUUGUACCACACAAAGCUAUAGAAACAAAAUACAAGUGAAGGACAUUUUCUGAGGCAGUGCAUCGUGCACUGUAACAACUAUAACCAAACUAUAAGAUUGUUUUCCCACAUAUCAUAAACUAUCAUAAACAUAAGAACUCAUUUGUGUAAAGUUUUGGUAACACUUUACUUGAAGGUAUCUACAUAAGAGUGACAUGACACUGUCAUAACCCCUAACCCUAACCUUAACCCUAACUUGUCAUAACAAAAACCGAAUGACACUAACCCUAACUCUAAGCAUAACUUUUCAUGACAAAAACUGAAUGACACUUGACAGAAGCGAGUGACAGAAGCGUUAUGUCAUAAAUGUUUAUGAUUUGUUUACAAUGUUUAUGACACGUUCAUGACAGUGUUAUGACACACUCAAUGUAGAUACCUUUAAGUAGAAGUGUAACCAAAGUUUGUAACCAUGUGAUUUUUUUCCUGUUAGAUUGUACUGUUCAUAUUCUUAACUUCACUAAAUGGUCACGUUACAGCAGUCUUUUGAUUUAAAGACCAAUGUCACAGCUUUGUAAGAGAGGUUUGCUUUGGGCACAAUAUGGCAUAAAUGAAGAUUUAAUGAAAGUUCAUUAGUGACAAGACUCAUUGUAGUUGGAGAGAGCCAGACAUUAUAUGAUAGUAGAUAGUAGAUCAUUAAAAGACAGCUGUUAGUCUGUUAGAAAAGAAGAUCCCGAUACCAUGCAAAUAUUAAAAAGAGUCUUACAAGUACAGCUAUUGGUAAGGAACACAAGUAGUAUACUAGUACAAUCCAUGUAUUAACAUCAACGGUUUUGAGUUUUUUUUAAGGUGUUAAAUCACCUAACAAGGAUGAGUGCAAGGUACCCAAAUGAAUACAGGAGGGAUGUAGAGAUCUGCUCAGGCCACCACAACUCCCUCCCCAGGGACACACCAUGGAGGAGUCACCCCCUUAGCCCUCUCUUCUCUAGGCAUCCCCAGCCUCAGGAGUUGGUAGUCUCAGAGCCAGAAGCUGCCUGUUCUUCAUUGUUAUCACUUUCUCCCUAUAUGCUUGUAUUUGUCUAUCUGCUGUCAUAGUAUCAACGGAGUAGAACUCGUACUAGACACUGUUAAAUGGUUUGAGUUAACCUUUCUGUACUUUGCAAUGAUGCAUAUAUGGGUUUUACCGUAGCAUUUUGUGGCAUCUGGCUAAAUGUUUUUCAUAAACAGGAAUAAUCAAUAAUAAAAUAUCUU